Messenger RNA from Microdochium trichocladiopsis, 1903 nucleotides. RefSeq names its product tubulin/FtsZ family protein. The transcript has 5 exons. Gene Ontology annotation, molecular function: GTP binding; structural constituent of cytoskeleton. The record is from RefSeq and is a predicted model, not a curated record. Bases 97 to 1464 code for a protein of 455 amino acids. Lineage: Eukaryota; Fungi; Ascomycota; Sordariomycetes; Xylariales; Microdochiaceae. Gene Ontology annotation, cellular component: microtubule; cytoplasm. Gene Ontology annotation, biological process: mitotic cell cycle; microtubule cytoskeleton organization.
CCCUUUUACCUCCCACGACCACCAGCGCUGCGCGCAGUGAGAGCUCUUGCCCGACCAUCUCCCCAAACCCGGAUAUCCAAUUCGACUCAUUUCACCAUGAAGGGAGAGAUUCUUCACCUCCACCUAGGUCAGGCUGGUACCCAGCUCGGUAACAGCGCCUGGGAGCUGUACCUCCUCGAGCAUGGCCUCGGCCCUGAUGGUCGUCCCGACCCCAACGCCAAGGACAUUGUCGACGGUGGCUCGUACGAGACCUUCUUCACUGAGACCAGCGGCGGCAAAUAUGUGCCCCGUUCGCUCUUUGUCGACCUCGACCCUUCGCCCAUUGACGAGAUCCGCACCGGCAGCUACCGCCAGCUGUUCCACCCCGAGCUCCUGAUCAGCGGCAAGGAGGAUGCUGCCAACAACUACGCCCGUGGUCACUACACCAUUGGCAAGGAGAUGGUUGACAAUGUCAUGGACCGCGUCCGUCGUGUUGUUGACAACUGCAACUCCCUGCAGGGUUUCCUGAUUUUCCACUCGUUUGGCGGUGGUACUGGAUCCGGUUUCGGUGCUCUCCUGCUCGAGCGCAUCGCCACAGAGUACGGCAAGAAGUGCAAGCUCGAGUUUGCCAUCUACCCUGCUCCCCGGGUCUCGACCGCCGUCGUCGAGCCUUACAACGCUGUUCUGUCCACCCACAGCACCAUCGAGAACUCUGACUGCACAUUCCUCGUUGACAACGAGGCUGUCUACGACAUCUGCCGCCGUAACCUGGAUAUUCCCCGCCCCAGCUACGAGCACCUCAACCGCCUGAUUGCUCAGGUCGUCAGCUCCAUCACCUCGUCGCUGCGCUUCGACGGUGCCCUCAACGUCGACCUGAACGAGUUCCAGACCAACUUGGUCCCCUAUCCUCGUAUCCACUACCCCUUGAUCAGCUACGCUCCUGUUGUCUCUGCCACCAAGAGCGCCCACGAGAGCUUCAAGGUUCACGACCUGACCUUCCAGUGCUUCGAGCCCAACAACCAGAUGGUCGUCUGCGAUCCCCGCAACGGCAAGUACAUGGCUGUCGCUCUGCUGUACCGCGGUGAUGUGGUUCCCCGCGACUGCAACGCCGCCAUCGCCGCUCUCAAGGCCAAGAACUCGUUCAACCUGGUCGAGUGGUGCCCCACUGGCUUCAAGCUCGGCAUCAACUACCAGAAGCCCAUGGCUGUGCCCUUGGCUAACCCCUCCGAUGGCGGCCUCGCCUCUGUCGACCGCGCUGUCUCCAUGUUGUCCAACACCACUGCCAUUGCCGAGGCCUGGUCGCGUCUCGACUACAAGUUCGAUCUCAUGUACAGCAAGCGUGCCUUCGUCCACUGGUACGUUGGCGAGGGUAUGGAGGAAGGCGAGUUCUCUGAGGCCCGUGAGGAUCUUGCUGCUCUCGAGAAGGACUACGAGGAGGUCGCUGCCGACAGCUUCGCCGACGACGAGGCCGAGGCCGAGUACUAAGCUUCUGGAUUUGGUGCGUUUUGUCAGCUGGCGAUACUAUACCCGCAGGAUGCUCGGCGUGAUCGGCUGCAUCACUCAUGGACACACUCAAGCUCGCUGCAGCCCUUGCACGGGAUGCACUUUUCAGCCAGCCUAUUCUUUUCCCCCUUGAGGUUGCCGUUGGAUAGACGUCUCUUGCUGCGUGUGGAGAAACAGAAGUACGCUGGAGCAGGGAGCCGCCGUGUUCUUUGGGCAGCAGUACCUUGGAGUAUCCUGAUCGCGACUUGUGCUCGUGGAUAUAUCCAAAGACAUAUUUGGGGGUGGUGGUGGCAUAGGAUAAAUGUUGAUGUAGAGCAGCGAAGCGAGCAUUGCGGACGAGCACAAGGUGUUGUUAUGAGCGUAAUUCAAGUUGUAGACGGCCUUGUAGAGAUUAAAUUCUUCAACCUGCUUUAUUUUUCCA